AUGGGUGAGCUUGUAAAUGCUGCAAGAACAUUAGGUGAAACAGGAAAUUUUGUAGAUGGUUUUAAAAGACUUGUUUCAAAUGUUUUAACAAACACAAAGAAAUUAUUUAGAUAUACCGUACAUAACGGACGGAUUUUCGAACAGAUAGCAACAAACCCUCCGGUUAUGGCUGCGUUGAUGAUGGUUAGAGAUAUAAAACCACGUAACGACGGGAACGAAGAACAUGAACAACAGGAUACUGGUCGGGUUAUUCGAGACAUUAAAAACGUGUAUCCUGAAGUUAUUGAUUUAUUUAGAGGAGUUAAUGAUUCAAUUUCAAAACAUUCUAUAACCCUCGAUGAAGAGAAUAAAUUAACAGAUUAUAUAUUCGUCAUUAUUGCAGAAUUAAUGAAGAGAAUAAAUGAAAAAGGAAUUGGUGAUAUCAUUAAUGUCAGCGAUGUAAUGAUGAAAAGAAAUUUUGACUCAUUAUUUACAAAACCGAAAACAGAAUAUAGUCUUUAUGACGUAAUUACCGAAUUAAUGAAAAAGAUUAAUGAUAAUAAGAGUUCUGGCGGAAGAGUUGAAUUAGAAGUGAAUGAUGUUAAUGAGAAAUUAGCCGAAAAAGCAGACAAAAAUGAGCUUUUAGCUCUGAGUGAUAAAGUCAAGAACCACGUUCAUUAUAUAACUUCAGACGAACAGAUUAUAACGGACUACCAUGGAUAUUUAACACAGGAUGAACAAAUAAGCACUGAAGAUGUUAAUGAAAGAAGAUAUAAAUACAUUCGUGCUAAAGGUUAUGACAUAAGCUGUACUGUACAUUAUGACGCGGGUAAAGCGCUAGAAGCAUUUAGUUAUAACGAUGAAAUUUAUGCCUCUACUUUCUCUGUUAAAGGUGUAUUAGUUGAACCAAGAUUUACUUUGAGAGUUAAGUCAAAAAUAACUUUUGAAGAUGCUAUUAAAAGUAAAGCUGACAAAGUUGAACUCGAAGCAAUGAACAAAGUUUUGAAAUCUCAUAAACACAACAUCUCCGAUAUAAAUGAACUUCAAGCUACAUUAGACAGUAAAGCCGACAAGAACCAUACACAUGAAUCCUUCACUACUGUUAGAGCAGACGACAUAAUAUUGAACUAUACCCUUGGUUCAAGUGCACCUUUAGAGAAUCCAAGUACAAGCAUAAAAGAUACACUAAACUCCUUAAAUAGUAAAUGUAUGAACAUUGAAGGUCAUGCCAGAAAUUUUGAAACACAUGAACUACCAGCAAUGUUAGAUAAGAAAGCUGACAAAGAACAUACGCAUAAAUCCUUCACUACUGUUAGAGCAGACGACAUAAUAUUGAACUAUGAUUUGGGUUCAAGUGCACCUUUAGAGAAUCCGAGUACAAGCGUAAAAGAUACUCUUAACAAUUUAGAUAACAGUUGCAGGAAUAUCGAAGGUCAUGCCAGAAACUUUGAAGCAUAUGAACUACCAGCAAUGUUAGAUAAGAAAGCAGACAAAACAGAGCUUCAAACAUUAAAGACUGAAAUACUUCAAACAUUAUAUCCUAUAGGCUCUAUUUAUACGUCAAUGAACUCAACAAAUCCAGCAACAGUUUUAGGUUUUGGUACGUGGAAGCAGAUUGUAGAUAAAUUCUUAUACUGUGCUAACUCUUCAAAGCAAACAGGAGGUUCGAAGAAAAUUAAAGAAGCAAACCUUCCACCGCACACUCAUACAGGAACUACAAACACAACAGGUAGUCAUUCACAUUCAAUAACAAAAAGAGGUUAUACAAAUCUUGCAGCAGGUUCGGAUAGACAGGGAAUGCAUAGAUAUGAUAUUUCAAGUGACCCAGUAGAUUCAAGCGCAGGUAUUUUCUGUGGAACCACAGGAAAUCAUUCACACACUUUCACAACAAAUCCAACAGGCUCGGGUGCAGAUUAUAUGCCACCAUUUGUGACUAUAUUCGCAUGGUACCGCGUUCAAUGA
Messenger RNA from Trichomonas vaginalis G3, 1941 nucleotides. RefSeq names its product keratin-associated protein family. NCBI's taxonomy places the organism in Eukaryota, Parabasalia, Trichomonadida, Trichomonadidae. The record is from RefSeq and is a predicted model, not a curated record. The transcript has a single exon. Bases 1 to 1941 code for a protein of 646 amino acids.